AUGAACCGCACGUUUGUUUGGUUGAAAGUUGGGAGCCAUCGCUCAAAGAGGCAGGUUGCAGCACCGCGUGUGAGAAAAGAAAUACGAGCCAUGACCGACGCUGAAAGAGUUAGAUACUUCAACGCUCUAAAUCGGAUGAAGACCGAUACGUCAUUGAGACCAAACGUGUACGACGCAUUGGCCGCUUUCCACCAAGGAGCUAAUGUCCAAAGAGCACACUUUGGUCCUGCAUUCCCGGGUUGGCAUCGCCUGUAUCUUUGGAUACUCGAAACAUUUCUUCGGCAGCAGGAUCCCCAAGUGACGAUUCCAUACUGGGCAUCACACCUUGACGGUGAAAUGACUACGCCCACAAGCUCCGUGUUAUUCAGCGACGCGUUUUUUGGACCUGGCUUUGGACUCCCAAUUACGGGACCAUUUCGUACCUGGCCUCAAAUUAACCCUAACACAGUGUUCACAAGAAACCUAGCAGCAGGUACCCAGCUGUUCACGGUUGCCGGAAUAAAUGCCAUUCUUCGUCGACGUCGGAAUAGAGACAUCCUGGUUCCCACCGCGCCAGCUGACAGUAAUUUUGAGCUACAGCAUGGUGGAGCGCAUGUCUUUAUUGGCGGAACAAUGAAUAAUCUGAAUGCAGCUGCCAGAGAUCCCAUAUUCUUCAGCCAUCACGCAUUUGUCGAUCAAAUUUGGGAACGUUUUCGUCUAAACCAAAGAGCCGCGGGUAUUCCAACAGCCACCGAUUACCCGUGGGAUCCAAAUGAUCCAAGGAUCCGGGCAUCACACAAUCCAAACCUAACGGCGGGAUUUUCAACAGUAGGUAGCCCUUUCAAUUCUUUCCGCCAGAUUGAUGGUUUCUCGGACGACUUUUUCCAACUCGUUCAGUACGAGCAGGUGCCCUCGUGUGCAACAGGCUGCGCAGGAUCACGAUAUCUUCGCUGCAACACUGCGACAAACCGAUGCGUUUCGAGAAGUACUGCGGAGGUUAGGGCAGCUGGUAUCAACGUGGACACACAACCAGGUCUUAUUCCGGCUGGAAGAAAGAAACGUCAAGCUGUUCAAAGAAACUACGAAGUGUGUGAUCGCAAUUGGUUUCUGCACGAUGUCAACGUCAAUUCAAUGUCGCUUGCUUCUCCAGAAGAUUUAAGGAACACAUACACCAACUCGUGGUCUUAUAUACCCGUUAAAAUUAUUACGAAAAGGCCUACAGAUUACAUCGAUUUUCAAAAAUUUUCUGCUUACGGUAGCCAUGUCAAUGGGGUUAACAAGCAGCCUGAACUGACCCAAUUCGGAACACAAAAAAGUUACGAGUAUUGCAGAGACCAUAUGGACGCUCCAGGAAAAAUAAGGAUUGUUGCAUACGGGCUAAAUCACGACGCCUAUUCGGAGGAAUACGUAAUAUCGGACAACCGACUUGCAGUUUCCGAAUCGAUCGGCGUCAUAGCGGUCAAAACGCCGACGCUGGCUAGUUCUGACGUAAUGGUUGCUGCGUUCGAUAUAUGCGGUCGAGUGUGUCGCCCAUACUGCAAAUUCGAGCCUGACACCACCCAUAAUCAUGUUUUUGCUGGCGCAUUUAAAGUGUCAACCGAAUCACCAUCGAUGUACAGUUCCUCGUAUAGCGAUGCUCUGCUAAGCAUUUGGGAAACCCCGACCGACGGCGCGUGUCCCUCCGUGAACAACAAUCUUUUUCCUCUGAUUUUCUUUUGCGAGUACACGGACCACUGGAUUUGGGGUCCAAACACGUCCCCUGCCCCUUGAUUUUACAUGGGUCUUGAGACCAGCAGUUCUCAUUAUAGCCAUACCAUGCUCCUAAAUAAAAAAGUAUAUCUAAAUAUGUUUAAAUAAUGAAACAAAUUCAGUAUAUAAAUAUUGUCUCUUACGCCUCCAUUUAAAUAAAGAAUAAUUAAAACUUCA
Dreissena polymorpha is the source of this 1905-nucleotide messenger RNA. RefSeq names its product tyrosinase-like protein 2. The record is from RefSeq and is a predicted model, not a curated record. Gene Ontology annotation, molecular function: oxidoreductase activity. The transcript has 4 exons. NCBI's taxonomy places the organism in Eukaryota, Metazoa, Mollusca, Bivalvia, Myida, Dreissenidae. The coding region runs from base 1 to 1749 and encodes 582 amino acids.